Molecule: messenger RNA, 488 nt
Organism: Vombatus ursinus (common wombat)
Lineage: Eukaryota; Metazoa; Chordata; Mammalia; Diprotodontia; Vombatidae
Product: keratin-associated protein 6-2-like
Exons: 2
Coding region: 42-488 (148 amino acids)
Source: RefSeq, a predicted model, not a curated record
CCUACAAUCAACAUCUAUCUAAAUAAGUGAACCCUGACACCAUGAGCUACUACGGAGGCUACUAUGGGGGCUAUGGGUCUGGGUAUGGCUGUGGAUGUGGCAGCUUCCGUGGCCUAGGCUAUGGCUUUGGCAGCUUGGGCUAUGGAGGCCUGGGCUAUGGUGGCUAUGGCUAUGGCUGCUGGCGUCCAUCUUGCUGUGGAAGGUAUUAUUCCUUGGUCCCUGUGCAAAUGGUGCCAUACACACUCACACAAACCAAACUCCAACAUCCGCCCAAAUCUGUGAAUCUUGACUCAAUGAGCUGCUAUAGUGGCUACUAUGGGGGCCUGGGCUAUGACUAUGGCUCUGGUUAUGGCUGUGGAUGUGGCAGCUUUCGUGGCUUAGGCUAUGGCUUUGGUGGCUAUGGUUAUGGAGGCCUGGGCUAUGGUGGCUAUGGCUGUGGCUACCGCCCAUCUUGCUAUGGAAGGUAUUACUUCUGUGGCUUCUACUGA